AUGGAAUUAACGAAUUCUGGAGACAGGCCGCAGUACCGUUUGGCCGACCCGUCUGAGGAUGAGGUUGUUGCCCGUAUUCUCUACAACUCCUUCCUCCGCAACUGGGAUAUCAACUGGUGGCAGAAUCUGCAGGAACAUAUUCCUCCUGUUGAAUCUGCACCGCAGGGAGAUGAUACUUCAAUAUUGGAGGCUCUUACAGCGGCCCAGCAAGACCGUCUGACAUUCUACCGUGCGAUUGUCCGCCUUGUACGACUCAUUGGAGGCAGCAUAUCCGUCGCGGUUCCGGCAGGUAGCUCGCAGCCGGCGGCGAUGCUUUGCUGGCUCCCACCGAAAGUCGAGGUCACAACCUACGCGGUCCUCCGAAGUGGAUUUCUCUUCGCCUUACUUCGGCUGGGACGAUUCAUGGGGACAUGGAAUUUCCUAUACUUCGAGUCUAAGCUAUCCGGUCUUUACGAUCGCUGCUUACGCCCUCUGGGCUACAAAAGUCGACACGAAGGAGCAUUCGUGCAAAUUCUUGGGACCGAUCCGGCACAUGCAGGAAAGGGGUUGUCAGCCGGCCUACUACGAUGGCAGAUUGAGCAAUACCGACAGCAAUGCCUCGAAAAAGACAAUUUCACGCCUGUAUUCUUGGACACUGCGGGAGAUUAUCAGCAGAAACUGUAUGAGAAGAUGGGUUUCCGGCCACUGGGCAGGCAAAAGCUUCAGGUCAAAGUUGACGAAGGGGGUCUAAAAUGUUCGACCGGAGGGCCGCGAGACUUCUUUCUAAGGGUUAUGAUGCUGAUUAUGAAGGAAGAAGAUUCACUCUAG
Messenger RNA from Zasmidium cellare ATCC 36951, 807 nucleotides. RefSeq lists its product as uncharacterized. The transcript has a single exon. Bases 1 to 807 code for a protein of 268 amino acids. The record is from RefSeq and is a predicted model, not a curated record. NCBI's taxonomy places the organism in Eukaryota, Fungi, Ascomycota, Dothideomycetes, Mycosphaerellales, Mycosphaerellaceae.